Neofelis nebulosa (Clouded leopard) is the source of this 2642-nucleotide messenger RNA. RefSeq names its product dynein cytoplasmic 1 intermediate chain 2 (gene DYNC1I2). The record is from RefSeq and is a predicted model, not a curated record. The transcript is spliced from 17 exons. Gene Ontology annotation, molecular function: dynein light chain binding; dynein heavy chain binding. NCBI's taxonomy places the organism in Eukaryota, Metazoa, Chordata, Mammalia, Carnivora, Felidae. Bases 149 to 2101 code for a protein of 650 amino acids. Gene Ontology annotation, cellular component: cytoplasmic dynein complex. Gene Ontology annotation, biological process: transport along microtubule.
CUGUAAGGCAAGGGCGGUGGUUGCUUAUCCAGUCCGAGGAUAUCAGGCGUAUUCUUCCAGAUUUUAGCAAAGUGGAAACAGUUCGGGUCCCUGGGCUGACUGAGGUCUUUGUCUUACUCUUGGUUUCUACUUUACACAGCUCACAAACAUGUCGGACAAAAGUGAAUUAAAGGCAGAAUUGGAACGUAAGAAGCAGCGGUUGGCCCAAAUCAGAGAGGAAAAGAAGAGAAAAGAAGAAGAAAGGAAAAAAAAGGAAACUGAUCAGAAGAAGGAAACAGUUGCUCCUGUGCAAGAAGAAUCAGAUCUUGAAAAAAAAAGAAGAGAAGCUGAAGCAUUGCUUCAAAGCAUGGGGCUAACUCCAGAAUCCCCCAUUGCUGAGCAACCUCUCCGUGUAGUAACAGCGGAUACCUGUCUAUUUCACUAUUUAGUCCCUCCUCCUAUGUCUCCAUCCUCCAAAUCUGUGAGCACACCAAGUGAAGCUGGAAGCCAAGACUCUGGAGAUGGCGCAGUGGGAUCUAGGACGCUGCAUUGGGAUACAGAUCCAUCAGUUCUUCAGCUUCACUCAGAUUCCGAUUUGGGACGAGGACCUAUUAAACUUGGAAUGGCUAAAAUUACACAAGUUGACUUUCCUCCUCGAGAAAUCGUCACAUAUACAAAGGAAACUCAGACUCCAGUUAUGGCUCAGCCCAAAGAAGAUGAAGAGGAAGAAGAUGACGUAGUGACUCCUAAACCACCUAUUGAACCAGAAGAAGAGAAAACUUUAAAGAAAGAUGAAGAAAAUGAUAGUAAAGCUCCCCCUCAUGAGCUGACUGAAGAAGAAAAGCAACAAAUCUUACACUCGGAGGAGUUUUUAAGUUUCUUUGACCAUUCCACAAGAAUUGUAGAAAGAGCUCUUUCUGAGCAGAUUAACAUCUUCUUUGACUACAGCGGAAGAGAUUUAGAAGACAAAGAAGGAGAGAUUCAAGCAGGUGCUAAACUGUCAUUAAAUCGACAAUUUUUUGAUGAACGUUGGUCAAAACAUCGUGUUGUUAGUUGUUUGGAUUGGUCAUCUCAGUAUCCAGAGCUACUCGUGGCUUCCUAUAAUAACAAUGAAGAUGCUCCUCACGAGCCGGAUGGUGUGGCCCUUGUAUGGAAUAUGAAGUACAAAAAAACUACCCCCGAAUAUGUGUUUCACUGCCAGUCAGCUGUGAUGUCUGCUACGUUUGCAAAAUUUCAUCCAAAUCUGGUUGUUGGUGGUACAUAUUCAGGCCAAAUUGUGCUGUGGGAUAACCGUAGCAAUAAAAGAACUCCAGUGCAGAGAACUCCGCUGUCAGCUGCUGCACACACACAUCCUGUAUAUUGUGUAAAUGUUGUUGGAACACAAAAUGCUCACAAUCUGAUUAGCAUAUCUACUGAUGGAAAAAUUUGUUCAUGGAGUCUGGACAUGCUUUCCCAUCCACAGGAUAGCAUGGAAUUGGUUCAUAAACAGUCAAAGGCAGUAGCUGUGACAUCUAUGUCCUUCCCUGUUGGAGAUGUCAACAACUUUGUUGUUGGGAGUGAAGAAGGUUCCGUGUACACAGCAUGCCGCCAUGGCAGCAAAGCUGGAAUCAGUGAGAUGUUUGAGGGACAUCAAGGACCAAUCACUGGUAUCCAUUGUCAUGCAGCUGUUGGAGCAGUGGACUUCUCACAUCUUUUUGUCACUUCAUCAUUUGACUGGACAGUAAAACUUUGGACAACUAAGAAUAACAAGCCUUUGUAUUCAUUUGAAGAUAAUUCAGACUAUGUUUAUGAUGUUAUGUGGUCACCCACCCACCCAGCCCUGUUUGCUUGUGUGGAUGGCAUGGGGAGGCUGGAUUUGUGGAAUCUCAAUAAUGACACUGAGGUGCCAACUGCCAGCAUUUCUGUGGAGGGUAAUCCUGCUCUUAAUCGUGUAAGAUGGACUCAUUCUGGAAGAGAGAUUGCUGUGGGUGAUUCUGAAGGACAGAUUGUCAUAUAUGACGUGGGAGAGCAGAUUGCUGUCCCCCGAAAUGAUGAAUGGGCACGGUUUGGCCGAACGCUUGCAGAAAUUAAUGCAAACCGAGCUGAUGCAGAGGAGGAAGCAGCUACCCGAAUACCUGCUUAGCUCCUGACAGGGUGAUAUUGUAGCCUUAGUGGAUUUGGGGAAGACUCUAAGUAGAACCUAAGCUAUUUGCAUGUUUCUAUCUAAAUGUUAAUUAAAAGGAGAUUUCGUGGAUUAAACCAUGGAUUUAAUGCAGCAAGCAAAUCUUACAGUCUUACAAAAAUGUCCCUUUUAUAUAACAUGCAUCUUGUUUUGGAUUUGUGUCAUUUUUAAUACAGCCGAUUGACUUUACAGAUUGCAACCUUUUCUGAAUUCUUAUACACAGGUUGUAUAUUUGGUAUUAGUUAUUCUUUUGAAUUCUUUUCAACUUAUAACACUAUAUGCAGGUUAUUUCUAAAGUACAGAUUAAAUAAGUUCUGCAUAUUUUUAAAUAAUCACAAUUCCCUGUUCUACUGAUAAUGUUCUCACUAACCAUAAUAUGUAAGAACGUUGUUUAUUCUUAGCCAGAGCAUGCAUACAUCUGCCCAAGUUCCAUUCUGAUGUCCUUUUUCUUCUUUAUAAUUCAUGUGAUAGCUAUCUAUAAAUAAAAACAAAUAUGCUUUAA